Thamnophis sirtalis is the source of this 8153-nucleotide messenger RNA. RefSeq names its product solute carrier family 1 member 4 (gene SLC1A4). Gene Ontology annotation, cellular component: plasma membrane. Gene Ontology annotation, molecular function: L-alanine transmembrane transporter activity; L-threonine transmembrane transporter activity; L-serine transmembrane transporter activity. NCBI's taxonomy places the organism in Eukaryota, Metazoa, Chordata, Lepidosauria, Squamata, Natricidae. Gene Ontology annotation, biological process: L-serine transport; L-glutamate transmembrane transport. The record is from RefSeq and is a predicted model, not a curated record.
UUCUGGCCGCCUUCCUCGCGUUCCAGGGCGUGCGUGAGCGGACGCGUCGUGCAUAAAAGGCGCUCGGUGGUGCUAGGGCACGCGGCGGCUGGAAAGAGCGGACCUUUCCCUCCGGUCCCGAGAGGGUCUCGGCAAGAGGCGUUUACAAGGCUUCUCCAACAGCCUGGCCAGCGCCUUUUUCCCGAACCGCAGUUUAGUCUGCGCGCCUUUUCUGAAUUAGAUUGGAUAGCGGUUUCCGCCAGCCCAAGCGACCGGCAUGGAGAAGCCAGCCGACAGCCGGAAUGGCUUUCUGGAGCCGACGGUGCUAACCGGUUUCGAGGCUGGAGAGGAAGGAGUGAAGCAGCCUCGGCUGAAGCUCUUCCAGUUGCGGAGCUUCGGGCGGUUCCUGAGGAAAAACUGCCUCGUGAUCUUGACCGUAACCGGCGUGCUGGUUGGGGUGGCCAUGGGCGCCCUGAUGAGGCAAAUGCCGCUCACCCGGGCUCAAAUCACCUACUUGGCUUUUCCGGGAGAGAUGCUGCUCCGUAUGCUAAAGAUGAUCAUCCUGCCCUUGGUGAUAUGCAGUCUGGUCUCCGGUGCAGCCAGCCUGGACACGCGGUCCCUGGGCAAGCUGGGAGGCAUCGCCAUCGCCUACUUCUUGGUUACAACCUUGAUCGCCUCGGCGCUCGCCGUUGCCUUGGCUUUCAUCAUCAAACCCGGGGUGGGCGCCGGGGAGCUCAAUAGCAAAAACUUGGGCUUGGAUGGCGCCAUGCCCACCAGUAAGGAGACCGUGGACUCUUUCCUGGACCUAGCAAGAAAUUUGUUCCCAUCAAAUCUCAUUGCUGCGGCCUUUCGAUCGUAUGCUACUGAUUAUAAAGCCAUAGUUAGAAAUGCAACCAUUGACAAUGUUACCAUUGAAAAGUACAUUGUUGAUUAUAAAGAAAUAAUAAAUGCCUCCCUUGGGAAUGCCACUAUUGAAAAGUUCCCUGUUGGCACUGAAAUUGAAGGAAUGAAUAUUCUGGGGCUUGUGCUGUUUGCUCUGGUUUUGGGAGUAGCUUUGAAAAAACUUGGACCUGAAGGAGAAGAACUCAUUCGUUUCUUUAAUUCUUUCAACGAGGCAACCAUGGUCUUAGUAUCUUGGAUUAUGUGGUAUGUACCACUUGGCAUUACAUUUCUAGUUGGAAGCAAGAUUGUGGAAAUGGAUAAUAUUAUCCUGCUGGUGACAAGCCUUGGAAAAUACAUCUUUGCAUCAAUUCUUGGCCAUAUUAUUCAUGGAGGGAUUAUUUUACCACUUAUUUAUUUUGCAGUUACACGCAAAAACCCUUUCACUUUUCUGUUAGGACUUAUAACUCCUUUCACCACAGCAUUUGCUACUUGUUCCAGCUCUGCAACUCUUCCAUCAAUGAUCAAAUGCAUUGAAGAUAACAACAAAGUAGACAAAAGGAUUAGUAGAUUUAUUCUGCCUAUUGGGGCUACUGUGAAUAUGGACGGAGCUGCUAUUUUCCAGUGUGUAGCUGCUGUCUUUAUUGCUCAACUGAACAACGUCGACCUCAAUAUUGGACAGAUCUUUACCAUUCUGGUUACUGCCACUGCUUCCAGUGUGGGAGCUGCUGGAAUUCCAGCUGGAGGAGUUUUAACCAUAGCUAUUAUCUUGGAGGCUAUUGGACUUCCCACAAAUGACAUCUCUCUCAUAUUGGCUGUGGACUGGAUUGUGGACCGGACCACAACAGUUGUUAAUGUUGAAGGUGACGCCUUUGGAGCAGGUAUUCUUGAUUAUCUGAAUCCAAAAGAAACGAAGGAGAAAGACACAGAACUUAGCGAUGUCCAGGUGGAAGCCAUUCCAAACACCAAGGCUGAUGGGGAAACAUCACCUCUGGUAACACACAAGGUUCAAGCUGUCACCCCUCCACCAUCUAGCUCUCAAGAUCCAACAUCUAAUGAUUCAGUCCUAUGAAUAGGACUGAAAAGAGUGGAGGCCACUUUAUGGGCACUGUAAUUUAGAAAGUACUUGUUGAAUAGAGUCUGAAUGGCCCCUGAGUUUAAGCAGGCAUGUCCUCUUCCAUUCUGAUGGCACAGAACACAGUGGUAACAGCCACAGACUACAAAAUAUGUGCAAGCUUCUAUAUGUGUGUUUGUGUGUGAGAGAGAAGAGAAUGAAAACUUUAGUUGGUACAAAAAGUGCUGCUGCAUCCUUAUGUGUAUAUGAGUAACAUAUGCAAGACAAAUGUAGUAAGUGAAUGACAGCUAUCCUAGACAAUUUCUUCUUGCUAUGAAAUAAAAAUUAAAGCCCACUUUAUAAGAUAGACUGUGAAAUUUCAGAGAUUUUGGGAAUGUCUUAUUAACUGAAGUUAUACAGGAAUGAAAUGGAGUUUCUUGCAAUUUUACUGCAUCGAGCCUGCAUGACUGUUUGAAAGAUAUUCUUAAGGGAUCAGUUUAUUUUGAUUGAUAUAGUUUGUGGGACCUAACUCUUUAUUCUAGUUUGAUAAGUCAGAGAAGCAAACCCUUUUGAAGGAGAAUAGAAUUAAACUAAUACGUUAUCAGAUAUAUACAGUAUAUACAGUAGCUAAGGGCCACCAGUCCAGAUUAGCCUGAAAAGGACCAUUAUAAUUUAUUGCUCUCUUCCUGAACCUUCCUGCAUGUCAAACCUUACUGGACCAAAAAAGAAAGCAAGAAGCUGAACCGUUGCCUUUCUCUUCAAAAGUUGGGUUGCAACUUUCAUAAUUGUUUGUUACACAUGAAGUUUAAAUUGCUUUUGAGACACGCUCAGCAUUUAUAUUAAUGCUUGAUUGUUGUUCCUGGAAAGAAAUAUCAAUGAAUGGCCAGGAUGAAUAUGUACUACUAUUACUACAAAGCAGGAAUUGAUUUCUAUUUUCCUAGCUUGAUGUUAUGUCUACAGGUGGUGCUGCGAGAGAUUAUCUUUGUUCUGGAUCAGCAUAUUGUAUGGCUUAUGGCUUUUAAUGUUUUCUGCUUAGAACUGUCCCAAAUUGGGUCUCUUCAUUGGCAAUGGAAGGCUGGCUAGAAUUUUCAGAUUUGUAGGCCCAAUACACCUAGUGGACAUUGUAGCUAGAAUGAUCCUUUUGAGCAUUUAUAACUGGACCUAAGAUAAAUUGUUUAUCAAAAGGACAAGCUGCAUCUGAUAUGUAUUACCCCAAAACCAGUAGGUAUAUGAAUUGUGUUUCUAUCAAUUCAUGAACAGAUUAAUUCUAUGCUUAUUUAGUGCCUGGUGACAUAAUGACCAAUAUUUUUUUCUUUAUGCAUAACAAAUAAAAUCAUAUUGCAAAUGUGGGUAGAAUAUAUAUAUAUAAAACAUCCAGUGUUAAGCUUCAAAUAGUUUACAUAAAAGUACAUUUAAAUGGGUGCUUAAAUGUAGCCUGGUAACAAUCAUGAAGCUUCAUUUGUUGCUUUUCCCUCACUCCACCAUUACUUUCAAGAGGAUAUGUGUUGACAACUAAUCACACAAUUCUGGUCUUUAAUCUUCUUGCAUAAGAGAUACUAUUCAGACAUUUUUCUGGCAGUCAGAAAUUAUUUAAAGUUGUUUGGAAUAUUACCUGUCUUUGUCCCAGUAUGAAAAUAUUUUUCAAAAGGAUAUAAUAUGUUAUAAUUUCCCACCUGCAAAAAUAACCUUAAAGCCCUGGGCAGGAAAAGACAACUCACCUGGUGCCUCCCAGAUGGGCCACAACUCCAGUUCCCAGAAUUCUUAGCAUGUUAUGUCAUUUGUCCUAAUUUGCCAUUUUCAAUCUGAUGAACUCCAAAUUCAGAAUAUACAGUAAAGUAAAUGGAAUUAAUCCAAAUCAAAAAAGGAGGAGUAAUAGUCAGAUUUUAAUCAUAAACACCUUUGGUUGAAGGGCAAGGGAUUGUUUUGAUAAAUAUUUACCUUUCCAGAAACAACAACUGUUGUCCUUAUAAAUUAUAAAGCAACUUUAUGUAACUAUAAAGGAAGCCUUUUGAAUGGGUUAUAUGUUUAUCCCACUGAACCCAUUCUUUCAAUGUGAGCACAUAAUAAAUAUAGUAGUAUCUUUUUCUCUUCCUGUAUUAACCAGACAAACACAUUAUGAAGUAUUCUUACCAAUUGAUGUAGCAAAUGCUGACACAGGAAUCUCUAUUCUUUGGGCAGGCCAGUCAGUUAAACCUGACCUGUUUGUAUUGCUGCCAGUCAGAAUGGCAGAUCCUCUUGCAACAGAGUCAUAAUCUAGAUAAUCCUAUUACUUUUCAGUUAGAUAAUCAUUAAGUCAUAAGAUUGCAUCUAUCCUUUGUUUCAGUUGCUGAGCGUACAUUUUCAGGAAACAGGCAUUCUUACAAAGGAGAAGUUUUGAGCUGGCUGACUAGAUUGACUUGUAGUGGUAGAAAAGCAUUUAGCUUCCUUUACAACAGUGUUUGUCACAUUUGGGAACUUUAAGAUGUGUGGACUCCAUCUCUCAGAAUUCCUCAGUCAGCUGGCUAGGGAAUUCUGGAAAUUGAAGUCCACAUACCUUAAAGUUCCCAAACGUGAAGAAAAUACUGUUUUAGAGGAUCUGCUCAUAGAGAAAGAAAAUAUUUCUCUUUAUCCUGGCAUCAUUUUGCAUCUUGUUUUGGAAUUUGUGAAUUAUAAUCCAUCUUGCCCACUUGCAUAGGUGUGCAGGAAAUAAUUAAUCAGCACAUAGAAUACUGAUUUACUUCCUGCAACAGAUUUAGCACACUUUGAGCAGUAGUUACAAUGUUUGUGCAGGAUUUCAAAAUCAGUAAAGUCAACUGUGGAUCUUGAACCUUGCAACUUUUACUUUAAUUGGAGGAAAGUAUUGUUUUUAGUAUCGUGUGAGACGUGAAAUUUCUUCCCUGUUCACUUAUUACGCCAUGGAAUAGUUUUCAUACCUUUUCCCCUUAAUGUUUUUUCCUUAGCUGUAAAACUCCAGACAUAGUAUUUUUUUCUCUAUAGAGAAAGGAAAUCUUGUUCAGCUUUUUAUGUCAUUUUAGGCACUGGAAAGCAGAAACUGAGUAGGAACUGCAAAAAGGAGUUGCAAAUGCAGAUAUGUAAUUUUAGUUCUCACAAAAAGAACAUACCCAAGGAAUCCCUCUUAAGAUCCUAGUUGGGCAUAUCUUUUACUUUAAAAAAAAAUCUGCUAUGUAAAAAAUAUGCCUUCGAGAGCACUAAUAAUGUCUUCUAUAGCAGCUUAGUAUUGUUUUAUUUGAGGGCUUUUUAAUAAUAUAAUCCCAGUGAUUAUUGAGACAACCAGACCAUUGUGCCAGCAAGAGUAGACAUAUUGGAAAGAAAAAUAUCUGUGAGCCUUGAUUGACAGUACAACCUGCCUGCCUCUCAAAAUACAACUUGUCAUUAAUGACCACAAAAAUUAGGAAGGUCUAAUCAAAGGUGCUCUUGGUGCUACCAUCAGAAAUGUGACCUAUCUAACACAACACAGUAUUAAGCAUGAAUAUGUACAGUAACAGUGUGAGGCAUUUAAGUAGCAAAUUAUUUUACCAAAUGGAAAAGCCAGAUUGGUUGAGAGCUUUGAUUACUGCUCACAAUAUAAAUGCCCUUGGGGAAUCUCUUUUAUCUAGUAAAGCUUUUUUUUUCUUCAUAUUUUUAUAGUGGCCGAACCGAAGACUGGUUUGACAGCAAUUUAUUGACAAUAGUAUCCAGAAAAAGAAAAGAGAGAAAGAAAAGAGAGAGAAGAGAGAGAAAGCAGGUGUUUCUCAAUAGCCUCCUCAGUUCAGAUCUUGGGUCACUACCAGCAUAAUUACAGAAAUGAAGCAAUGUUCUACCCCGAUUUAUUUUAUAAAAUAAUAUUGCCUUUUCUUUUAUCAGAUUGUUUAUUAAUGGUACCAAGAAGAGGGUGGGGGAGGUUGUCUGGAGGAAAAUCAAGAUGGCAAAGAGCAGGCAACUGAGUAGAACAGGUCUUUUUCAUUACUGAUUAUUUUUUAUUUAGCUUUUGGACAAUCCCUGGACCAAAUCCAAGGUUAGCAUAUCCUUCCUGUCCUGUUCCCAUUGAGAAAUUUGUACUUUUGUACUUUGCUAACGAGUAAAUGUAACUGAGUUUUUUUGCAUAUGGAUGAUAUAUCGAUCUUCAGGUCGAAGUGUCAUAUUGCUUGAAACUCAGUAAUGCCUAAAAAAAAUAAUGCAUAUAAGGCAAAAUGACAUAGACUAUGUAAGAGUCUAUAUUGUAUAUGAUACAUUAUUAUUAUUACUUAAAUUAAGAGACAUCAGGAAUUUACCCAUAGGAGUUUGUGUGGAUAAAACAUAUGCUAUACUAAUGAGUUUUGAUGCCUCCCUUAUUGAUUUCAGUGGCAUAAAAGUUACUUCAAAAGAUGCCAGCAAUCUUGACUAUUUAAACUGCUCCUUCCUAAUGUAUCAUAUUAGCACUUGCAGUGUACAAAUUCUAAUUUUUCAGGUGUCCAUUGCAGUGUGUGAUAUUUCAAUUUUCUGUUUUUUUAUUUUUCUCAUUUCGUUUAGAUAGGUUUAAACAGCUAGAAUGAAAUAUUCAUUAAUUUAUCAAAAUGGGGAAUGUGGAAGGAAAUCAAAAUUUAAAAGUGAAGCAGAGGAUUAAUUAAAAUUUUAAAAAAUCUGUUGUACAGCAUUUUAGGAACUCUAAAUUGGGCUGCUGAAAAUUGUAAGAGAAUCAUGCUGAUUCUAAGCAGGAAUGAGAUGGAGAUUUAUAGAUUUAUAUUCUGCGUGCUAACAUGUGUUUAAAGUUACUAUGAACAGGUGAAACAAAGCUGGAAAAUAAUUACAUAUUUUUGAAUUGGGUGAUCAGCUUUUUAAAAAAAUGCUGACAUUCUAGGCACAGAUACUGCACAGCAGAUUUUGUUGUGAUAGUGUUGAGGCCCUAAUUUGCAAGUUUUCAUCCUCCUCCCAAAUUCCAUCUUAACACUAAUUAAAAAUAGGCUAUCAGCUUGUGUUUUUUCCUCUUGCUAUUCCAUUUUUUUAGCUUGGCUAAAAAAGGAUAUUACUCUAAUUAGACUUUGUGUUCAAUCUUCAUUGUGUUUAUUCCCAUUCCCAGAAUUUACACUGAACCAUCAGUGCAUUCCCUUGCUAUUGAGCACGCCCCCCCCCAACAAAAACCCUCUAAAAAAAAAACCCCAGCUGCUACUCCAAUAUCAGAUUCCCACUGCUGUCUUUGCCUUUUCCUGUAGUUGCUUGAGAGCAAGGAGAAAGGAAAACUUUGGGUGGUGGGCCUAAGCUACCUACCCCCUGGGUUUCAUGGCAAAUACAUUGGUGAUUGGAGAUUUUGGAGAGCUUAAUAAAAGAACACUAGCUGAAUUGUCGAAGAAAAAUGUCACUGUGAAAACAAGGAGAACAGUAUUGCUGUAGCAAAGAUGCCAAAACUAGGUGCAGAAAUGCUCUAAUUGCUCAAUAUAAUACUAGGGGAGAUUAUCUCACAUGAGGAAUCAUCAAACAGGACUAUUUUUUUUUACAACAUUGAGAAGCUUUCUUAUUUUUUUCUCACUGGCACAGCUGAAUGUCAGCUUCUACCAAGAUCUGAAUAAAAUUCUUAUGACCAGAUGGAACGGUUAUCACAUUAAAUUGGCUAAUAUACUUCUACCUUACCUUAAUAUUUAACAACAGCCCCUCCUCCAAUUAAUGGAAUCAUUUAGAGCAACUAAGCUGUCUGUUAAUAAGGAGAAAUAUGGUUCUGUAUUUACAGUUACAGUGAGCUAUUCUGAUUAGCUUUCAUUAAUAUGUAUCUUUAAACUGUGUCUCUUACGAUGUACUCUUCAAUUCAAAUACUAGUGAUAGAUUAUACUACCCUACAUUGCCACUUGUGUCUUUCUGUACUGAAGUUUCUAAUCCAAGUCAAGUAGAAUGUGGACGUGCUUUGCUGUAAUGAAAAUGAACAGCUGCAUAAUACAAAGGUGGAGACUGUGAACCAAAGGUGGAUCUGGAAUCUGUGUAGGAUAAGGAAAUCUUCACUCUAUGAUAUUAGACAUAAGCGAUGAUGACACCACCUGCCUUAUUGUGUUGUACCUAAAGUGCUGCUUUACCUGUGUUUUAUUCACAGUGCUGUUCAUCUCAUGUAUUUCUUCUCAAGAUCCUUAGUUAGAUAAUUAGUUUAGCCCUGGGUCUGAACUCCUGAGAAAACACAUUGUCUGUUCUAUUUUACAGGAAUAUAAAUGUUAGAUUUCAAAUCUGAAAUUAGAUAAAGCAUUGUAGAACAGUGCUUUAUCAGGAUUAUAGAAUAAUGUAUGUCAGCAACAGCUAACCACUC